CUUGCGCGCGCGCACACACACUCACCUCGCAAGAAGAGACGUCGUCGCUGCAACCAAGCAGCCAACAAGUGCAGCAAGCAAGCAAGGAGCAACAGCGGAUACAGACCAGCCAUGCCAACAAGAAGAAGCAAAGCUGCUGCUGCGGUGCGUUGGGUGUUUUGGUUUGGCUGAAUGGAAUGCUGUGUGUGUGUUGACAUUUGCUUCGCCACUUCGCUCCUUGCUUCGCCAUCUUCGCUACUCCGCUGUCCUUCCCCUUCGUCAGCCAAAGGCCACGCCCUGUUGCUACUCUUUGUGCUGUCGUAAAACAAAACAGGAGUAUGGACGAUUCGCCGUAUUUUCAUUGGUUUGUCGGGUCCGAUCCAACGCCCACACACUUGCGCUCUCGCUUGCUUUUGCUUGGCCUUUGCUUCUUGGUGUUUGUUUGAGGUGGUGCGGUGCGGUGUGGCAACAACGUCGACGAACGAAGGGUCAAGGAAGUAUAACAGGAGGGAAGGAGGAAGAACAUGUCAGAGUCCGAGGAGGACGGCAGCUACUACUACUCCUCAUCAGGGGACGAGGAAGACGAUGAGUCUGAUGACGAGUUCGUGUCUGCCUGCAGCGAGCUGAGCAGUGAUGAAGAAACCAACGUCAUGUGGGACGCCCUGGUGAAGGAGCGCACAUUCCCCCACGCAUCGUCGUCAACAACGCGCAGCCCCAACAGCAGCAAAAAGGGCCACGGCGGUGCUGACGGUGGCAGCAAUGAUGCCGGUGAGGAAGGCACAGGCGAGCAGGACGACGACGACGACGACUUGGUCCACGAAGACUUUGCUGUGCCUUGCCAAGGCGGCGUGCAGCUGACACCGAGCCUCAUUCUGUCAAGCAUACAACGACAGCAACAACAACAACAACAACAACAACAACAACAACAACAACAACAACAACAACAACAACAACAACAACAACAACAGCAACAACAGCAACAACAGCAGCAGCAGCAGCAGCGACAGCAGCAGCAGCAGCAACAACAGCAGCAGCAGCAGCAGCAGCAGGAUGGCCGUGGGAGCGACGGCGAAGGCCCCAUCCUUGGCUGCGAUCCGCUGUCGCCAACCACAACCUGGGUGUACGACGACGCCACACCGGUCAAGCGGCGGCCAUCGCAGGUGCUGGUGGAGGAGGCGCGGAACAGCGCAGAAAUCGCCGACAACGGCGCCGUGGAAGACAUUGACAUUGCGUCGCUCACGGUCUCACCCAGCGAUGUGGCCACCAAGACACAGGCGCCUGCUGCGCCGACACACGCCGAAGCACGUGCAAGCCAUCACGCGUCCGCAGACAGCCCUGCCACAGCCACACCAUCAACGCCAGCAACCGCACCAACAGCGUCAGCAUCAGCGGCAAUCAAGGUGCCGGCCAGGACGAAACGCGCCGCCGUCAAAGCCGCGCAGGGCGCAUCGAGGACAUUACCAUCGUCAUCGCCGCCACCGCCCGUUGCUCCUCCGCGGCGGCGGCGCAAGAAGCAGUCAGCUGCACCAGCAGCAACACCGCAGGCACCACCACCACCACCAUCAUCAGCAGCACCGCAGUCACAACAGAACACACCAAGCCACCAGUCUCAAUCACAGCCACAGCAGGGCAACAAACAGCAACAACAACAACAGCAACAACAGAGUGGUGACUCUGCCCUCUCCAGUGAGGAGAGCACACAGGCGAUCGUGCAUCUGGAGAACAGCAACGCUGGCACCGGCACUGGUACCGGCAGCGAUGGUCAUGGGGAUGGUCAUGGAUAUGGUGGGCACUUGAUGCGCACACCACCCAUGUCACCGACAAACUUUCCCGGGCUCAAGGACGGCCUGACAGAUGAUGAGAUUCUGAAGCGCGUGCAGGUCAAGUGCCUGGACACUGGCGAAGUGAUUGCGCUCUCCGAUGCAGAGCGACUUUUGCCUGCAGGCAUUUCCCCGCUCUCUGUGCAGAUGAUGCGGCGAACCAACGACUACCCGACACAGCCGGCGUCGCCAACACAGCACAGCCAUCACCACAAGCAGAAGCAGAAGCGUUCAAAGCGCCGGCGCCGCCGCCUUCGCUCCAGACCAGCCAACACGGCCGAGGGCAGCGCUGGUGGUGAUGGUGGUCCCCGUGCUCACGAUGGCGCUGAUCGUGACCACAGCGGCAAGGGCGAUGGCAACAGUGCGGAUACGAGCGUGCACACGGCUGUGAUGGGCCGCGGCAAGAGUGCGCCUGUCAGCGGCCACGUGUCCCCCACGUCGCCAUCGUCGUCAUCAGCACACGAGCAGCACCGCGGGUCAACGGGCCUCACCACUGCGCUGGCGUCGACACUCAGUCGCAUCCGUUCCCGCGCUGCCGUCCGCGCUCGCCUGACUGGAAAGAAGGGCGACAGGACCCGACCUGAUGUUGGUGAUCGCGGUGAUGCUGGUGCUGAUGAUGGUGGUGAAGGUGAAGGUGAAGGAGGUGGUGAUGGUGCUGGUGUUGGUGUUGGUGCUGGUGUUGGUGUUGGUGUUGGUGAUAACAGUGGCAGUAGCGGCGGUGGCCGUGACGAGAUGUCGCGUGGUGCUGGUGGCGAUGACGAAGGUGUUUCCCAUUCCAGCAGUGAGCAGCAGGCUGAUACUGCGCACGCACCAACACCACAUGCAACGACCACAGACGCAACCGGGGACUCAGAUUCACAACAACAACAACAACAACAACAACAGUCGGCGUCAGCAACGUUGUCGUCCGUGUCCACGGCUGCGCGCGCGCGUGUGUCGCGCUUCAUUGCUCGCGCGAGAGAAUUCACAAUUACACACACGCGCGGGCGGCACGAUGGCGAUGAUGGCGAUGAUGGCGAGGGUGUGUUUGGCGGCGGCAAAGACACGGUGUUCCGUGUGCGCGGCAACGUGAGCAAGGACAGGCCACGUGUGUUCACCAACAUGCAUCUUGUGCAGCGCAUCAAGGGCCACCACUCCGGACAGGUGUGGGCCAUGAAGUUCUCCGCGUGCGAGCGCAUGCUGGCAACGGCCGGUAAGGACCGCGUCGUGCGCGUGUGGGCGCGCAAGGAGGCGUUUGCGGAAUUGCAUCAGUCCCUGAUUGACAGUCGUGGGGAUCCUGCUUACGCAACACGCGAGAUCCGGGAGCCAAGCGAGACGGACGUGCUGCACCCAACCCCGCUGUGCGAGUUUUAUGGGCACACGGGCGACAUUCUGGACCUGUGCUGGACGCCUGCCAAGGGCAACUCAGCGCUGCUGUCGUCAUCCAUGGACAUGACAGUUCGCCUGUGGCAUCUUCUGAAGAAGGAGUGCUUGAUUGUCUUCCAGCACCACGACUUUGUCACCGCCCUCGCGUUCCACCCACAGAACGAGCUGUACUUCAUGUCCGGGUCCAUGGACUCGAAGGUGCGCAUGUGGAACAUCGAGAAGCAGCAGAUGAUCAUGGAGAAGGAAAUCAUCCCAGAAGUGCGCAGCAACAGCAAUUCGUUUGUGACGGCUGCGGUCUUCAUCAACGACGGGCGACACAUUGUGGCCGGCACGUACGACGGCAGAUGCGUCUUCCUCGACACCGCAAACAAGUUGCGCUAUCACACUGCGCUGCACAUUCAAAAGAAGGGCAACAAGAUUGGGGCGAAGGUGAGCGGGCUGGAUGUGUCGCCAGACGGCUCGCUGCUGCUCGUCUCCUCAAACGACAGCCGCAUCCGCAUCUUCGACCUCAAGGACUACUCCCGCGUGUGCAAGUUCCAGGGCUAUUACAACUCCUCCAGCCUCAUUCGCGCAGUCUUCAGUCCCGAAGCAAAGUACAUUGUUGCCGGAUCAGAGAACCGCCGCGUGUACAUGUGGGAAACAGUCAGGACAUUUCCGCCGCACGCAAAGCGUGUGCAGCGCGACAAGAACCCUGAGCACUACUCAUUUGCAGGCCACUCUGCUGCAGUGACACAGGCGAUUGCAACGCCGCAGGACUGUGCAGACAGCUUUGGGGCGCGUCUUGGCGUGGUCUCUGCCGACGCCAUGGGCGAACUCCGUGUCUUCUUCCACAUGAAGCACCAAGCAGGCGUCGAGUGAUGCAGUGGUGUGACAACCAGGUGUCCGUUGGCUUCGUGUGCGCGCUGUGUACAGCGCUGUGUUGUUGUUGUGGGCAUUGCCGUGGUGCUGUUGUGUGCGCAACGUGUAACUUGCAGGUGAAAUAUGUGUCUUAGUCCAUCUGCCGUUUCGCUUCGUUGAUAGCCAGGCUAGCUUGUUGCCUGCCCGAUCCGUUUUCGCUGUGGUGCUCUGCUGCUGCUGCUGCUGCUGCUGCUGUUUACUUAAGUUGUUGUUGUUAUUGUUGUUGUUGUUGUUGUUGUAGUUGUAGUUGUUGUUGUUGUCGUU
Molecule: messenger RNA, 4325 nt
Organism: Salpingoeca rosetta
Lineage: Eukaryota; Choanoflagellata; Craspedida; Salpingoecidae
Exons: 11
Coding region: 504-4022 (1172 amino acids)
Molecular function (GO): protein binding
Source: RefSeq, a predicted model, not a curated record